AGAAAAUAAAAAUGAAGUUUCUCCUAUAGAGCUUCACUUCGUCUCUUUAGCUGCAGCUUGAUCGCACUGGUGUGACAUUCAAAUCUAGUCAUGAGCAAAAACUACCUGUCCAAAAAUGAUGAGCUCCACAAGGGAGACUACCUGAUCUCUAACAACAGGGAGUGGAAGGCGGUUUUUCAGGAUGAUGGGAACUUUGUCGUCUAUGGCUGGAAGCCUGUGUGGGCAUCAAACACUGCAGGAACAGAUGCCAUGCGCUUGUGCAUGCAGGCUGACUGCAACCUGGUCAUGUACAACAAGGCUGACGAAGCCAAGUGGCACACAAACUCUGCUAAAAGCCAGUGCAAAAUGUGUCGUCUUCAAUUGACCAAUAAUGGCAAAUUGGUGGUGUACAGAGAAGGUGAUGAUAUCUGGACCUCUGCUUGAUUCCAAAAACAUUGAUUAAUGCAUCUGAAAUUAAUUAAAUGUGAAAAUUAAUUUUGGAAACCAUGUCAAGUUUUAAUUGCUGAUGGGUAAUUAAAAUACAUUUUUGACAA
Messenger RNA from Melanotaenia boesemani (Boeseman's rainbowfish), 533 nucleotides. RefSeq names its product lectin-like. NCBI's taxonomy places the organism in Eukaryota, Metazoa, Chordata, Actinopteri, Atheriniformes, Melanotaeniidae. The transcript has 3 exons. The record is from RefSeq and is a predicted model, not a curated record. The coding region runs from base 91 to 423 and encodes 110 amino acids.